CAGCAGGAUGGAAACGAGGAAAGGAAAUCGGCUGACGCAGGAGCCAGAGUGAGACCCAACGAGCCCACAAAUCCAGCCUGCACCAUGAACUUGUGUCCUCCUUCUACGUUUUAGGAGCCAAGGGCAGGUGAAGUUGCUGGAGAGCAAUGGCUCUCUUUACUCCGUGGAAGCUGUCCUCUCAGAAGCUGGGCUUUUUUCUUGUGACUUUUGGCUUCAUCUGGGGUAUGAUGCUCCUGCAUUUUACCAUCCAGCAGCGAACUCAGCCCGAGAGCAGCUCCAUGCUGCGCGAGCAGAUCCUGGACCUCAGCAAGAGGUACAUCAAGGCGCUGGCAGAGGAAAAUCGGAAUGUGGUGGAUGGGCCGUACGCCGGCGUCAUGACAGCGUACGAUCUGAAGAAAACUCUUGCCGUGCUAUUGGAUAAUAUCUUGCAGCGCAUUGGAAAGUUGGAGUCCAAGGUGGACAAUCUUGUAAUCAAUGGCACAGGGACAAACUCGACCAACUCCACCACAGCUGUUCCCAGCUUGGUCGCACUUGAGAAAAUUAAUGUGGCAGAUAUCAUUAAUGGAGCUCAAGAAAAAUGUGUAUUGCCUCCUAUGGAUGGCUACCCCCACUGUGAGGGGAAAAUCAAGUGGAUGAAAGAUAUGUGGCGCUCGGAUCCCUGCUACGCAGAAUACGGAGUGGAUGGGUCCACCUGCUCUUUUUUUAUUUACCUCAGUGAGGUUGAAAAUUGGUGUCCUCAUUUACCUUGGAGAGCAAAAAAUCCCUAUGAAGAAGCCGAUCAUAAUUCAUUGGCGGAGAUUCGUACAGAUUUUAAUAUUCUCUACAGCAUGAUGAAAAAGCAUGAAGAAUUCCGGUGGAUGAGACUCCGGAUCCGGCGAAUGGCUGAUGCGUGGAUCCAGGCAAUCAAGUCCCUGGCAGAAAAGCAGAAUCUUGAAAAGAGAAAGCGGAAGAAAGUCCUCGUUCACCUGGGACUCCUGACUAAGGAAUCUGGAUUUAAGAUAGCAGAGACAGCUUUCAGUGGUGGCCCUCUUGGUGAAUUAGUUCAGUGGAGUGAUUUAAUUACAUCUCUGUACUUACUGGGCCAUGACAUUAGGAUUUCAGCUUCACUGGCUGAGCUCAAGGAGAUAAUGAAGAAGGUUGUAGGAAACCGAUCUGGCUGCCCAACUGUAGGAGACAGGAUCGUUGAGCUCAUUUAUAUUGAUAUCGUAGGACUUGCUCAAUUCAAGAAAACUCUUGGGCCAUCCUGGGUUCACUACCAGUGCAUGCUCCGAGUCCUGGAUUCAUUUGGUACUGAGCCAGAGUUUAACCAUGCUAACUAUGCCCAGUCUAAAGGCCACAAGACGCCCUGGGGAAAAUGGAAUCUGAACCCACAGCAGUUUUAUACCAUGUUCCCUCAUACCCCGGACAACAGCUUUCUGGGAUUUGUGGUCGAGCAGCACCUCAACUCCAGCGACAUCCACCACAUUAACGAAAUCAAAAGGCAGAACCAGUCUCUUGUGUAUGGCAAAGUGGAUAGCUUCUGGAAGAAUAAGAAAAUCUAUUUGGACAUAAUUCACACCUACAUGGAAGUACACGCGACUGUUUAUGGCUCCAGCACGAAGAAUAUUCCCAGUUAUGUGAAAAACCACGGUAUCCUCAGUGGACGAGACCUGCAGUUUCUUCUCCGAGAAACCAAGUUGUUUGUUGGACUCGGGUUCCCUUAUGAGGGCCCAGCUCCCCUGGAGGCCAUUGCAAAUGGAUGUGCUUUUCUGAAUCCCAAGUUCAGUCCACCCAAAAGCAGCAAAAACACGGACUUUUUCAUUGGCAAGCCAACUCUGAGAGAGCUGACAUCCCAGCAUCCUUAUGCUGAAGUUUUCAUCGGCCAGCCCCACGUUUGGACGGUUGACCUCAGCAAUCAGGAGGAAGUGGGAGAUGCUGUGAAAGCAAUUUUAAGUCAGAAGAUUGAGCCAUACAUGCCAUACGAAUUCACAUGUGAGGGAAUGCUACAGAGAAUCAAUGCUUUCAUUGAAAAACAGGACUUCUGCCACGGGCAAGUGAUGUGGCCGCCCCUCAGCGCCCUGCAGGUGAAGCUGGCUGAGCCCGGCCAGUCCUGCAAGCAGGUGUGCCAGGAGAACCAGCUCAUCUGUGAGCCUUCUUUCUUCCAGCACCUCAACAAGGACAAAGACAUGCUCAAGUACGAGGUGAUCUGCCAAAGCUCAGAGCUGGCCAAGGACAUCCUGGUGCCCUCCUUCGACCCCAAGAACAGGCACUGUGUGUUUCAAGGUGACCUCCUGCUGUUCAGCUGUGCGGGCGCCCACCCCCGGCACCAGAGGAUCUGCCCCUGCAGGGACUUCAUCAAGGGCCAGGUGGCUCUCUGUAAAGACUGUCUAUAGCAGCCCCUGGCCUGGCCCCACACUCACUCUGUGGGACUAACGGUGGCUCC
Messenger RNA from Odobenus rosmarus divergens (Pacific walrus), 2422 nucleotides. It is a transcript of the gene MGAT5, whose product is annotated as mannosyl (alpha-1,6-)-glycoprotein beta-1,6-N-acetyl-glucosaminyltransferase. Lineage: Eukaryota; Metazoa; Chordata; Mammalia; Carnivora; Odobenidae. The coding region runs from base 147 to 2372 and encodes 741 amino acids. The record is from RefSeq and is a predicted model, not a curated record. Gene Ontology annotation, biological process: protein N-linked glycosylation. Gene Ontology annotation, molecular function: alpha-1,6-mannosylglycoprotein 6-beta-N-acetylglucosaminyltransferase activity. The transcript is spliced from 16 exons. Gene Ontology annotation, cellular component: Golgi apparatus.